Lutzomyia longipalpis is the source of this 3836-nucleotide messenger RNA. RefSeq names its product protein bicaudal C (gene BicC). The record is from RefSeq and is a predicted model, not a curated record. The coding region runs from base 268 to 2619 and encodes 783 amino acids. Gene Ontology annotation, molecular function: RNA binding; protein binding. Gene Ontology annotation, cellular component: cytoplasm. NCBI's taxonomy places the organism in Eukaryota, Metazoa, Arthropoda, Insecta, Diptera, Psychodidae. The transcript has 7 exons.
UGUUCAAAAUUAAUUUCUUCUCUCGUGCCAUCAACAGUUGUAAUUUACUCCUCGGACCAACAACAUCCCACCCAGUGAAAUAACUUUAAAUUAAUUUUUUUUCCUUUAAAAUUUUCUCCCAUUAAUGUGAAGUUUUCUCAAAUUUUUUUUUAUAUAUAUUUUUUUCAAAAAAUAAAAUAAAUUUUCCUUUCUUCACGUGUUCCGACCAAGUGUUGUUCCAGAGUUUUUUUUUAAAUUAUAAAUACCUGAUAAAAAGAUAUUGAUAUCAUGGCUUCAUUUUUAUCUCUGAGCAAGAUAAAGAUCUCCGGAUCUGAUUCCCGUAGUGAGACUCAAAGUGAAAUUUCUUCGGCUGACAGUGAAUUGAGUGAUUUACGUUCAAUUGCCAUUCAAUUGGGAGUCAAUGUGGAAGAUUUGGUCGUGGAAAGAUUUAAAAUUGAGCGCCAGAAGUUGGAGAAUAUGCUUUCGGACACUGAAGGUCGAGGCAUGAAUAAAGCGGAAAUAUUUUUCCAAACGAUUAUGGGAGAUACUUCGACAUACAUUUGCUGGCCAUGCAGAUUGAAGAUUGGUGCAAAGACAAAGAAGGAUCCCCAUGUAAAGAUCAUUGGGAUGCCGGAUAAUGUUCUAAAGGCAAAGGAGCGUGUCAUGUGCUCACUCAACUCUCGCGGUAUGAGAGUGACAAUGAAACUGGAUGUCUCCUAUACGGAUCACUCGUUCAUCAUUGGGAAGAGCGGUAAGAUCAUCAAGAAGAUCAUGGAGGAGACACAGACGCACAUUCACUUUCCCGAUUCCAAUCGCAAUAAUCAAAAUGAGAAGAGUAAUCAGGUAUCGCUAAAUGGUGCUCUUGAGGGUGUUGAGAAGGCACGAGCCCUCGUGCGGGAGUCAGCACCGCUUGUGUUGCAAUUUGAUCUACCAAUUGUGGCACCGAAUCAUCCAGUGCCCGAUAGUGAGUCGCCGUACAUUAAGGAAGUCCAACAGGGGUAUGAGGUGCAAAUUGCCUUCUCAAAUAAGCCCAAAUUGCACUCGUUGUCGGUGAUUGUAAAGGGAUCCGAGCGCAAUUGUAUGAAUGUUAAAAUUGCCACACAACUCUUAAUUGAUAAAUUUUGCUCAUAUGCCGCAUCGAGGAUUGAUGUGAUGCACCAAAUGGAGAUAUCGCCGCAGCAUCAUUGCAUCGUGAAGGGAAAGGAUAAUCGCAAUUUAUUGCACAUAAUGGAAUUUACAAAGACAAAAAUCAUCUUUCCGGACUUGAGUGAUGCAAACAUUCGUCCAUUGCGCCGAUCGCAGGUCCUCAUCUAUGGGAACAUAGAAGGAGUGUACUCAGCACGUCAGUUGCUCCUGGGAAAUUUGCCGGUGGCUCUUAUGUUUGACUAUUCAAACAACACCAUUGAUCCAUCCGAUGUGGCAAAAUUGAAUAAUAACCUCGAUGUUUUCAUCACGGUACGCGCAAAGACACGUCAAAGUACCUUGAGUAUCGUCAUUAAAGGCAUUGAAAAGUUCAUAAAGGAUGUAUAUCAGGCACGGCAUGACAUCCUCAAACUCGACCCCCCAUGCAUUCAACCAACAAUCCCAGCAAGUUAUUGCCUCCAUUUGGAGAAUAAGAGACUCAUGCAGCUGCCAGCACUUCUUGCACUCAAUCCGGACACCCCAACACCAUCGCCAGUCGGCUAUUUGUCCGAUAAGAGCUCACCAUAUACACUAUUCGAUGGUGGUAGUGGCACGAAGAGUCGGUACCAGACGAGCCCGGGCAAUUUCUACACCUUUACGCCAAAUGAAUUGGCAUCGGUGGGCGGUGAAAACCCAGUGGACAAUAAGUAUCUGAAUGUACCCACAAAUAUUUCACCGAGAAGUGUGAGCAACAAUACGAGUGGAUAUCAAAGUUUCAGCAGCAGCACAAACUCCCUUGACCAUUUGAACAUGUACCCAUCGCUGAAUCAACCGCCGAGUGUCAAUUCAUCCCAAGAGAGGAUAUUCUAUGGACAAUCCAGUCGCUGUAGCAGCAGCAGUGGGUACGGUAGUUCCCAAUUUCUCAACACGAGUGACUCACAGUCGUCCAAUAUCAACUAUCAGAUGAAACGUAAUUUCGAUCACAGUCCCAUAUUUGAUUUCAAUUUAAAGAAAUUGGAUGGACUCAGAGCUAUGAAGACAUCACCAAUGGGUGAGGUUAGAACUCCAACAUCAACUUGGCAAGGUUUAGGGCUUAGCAGAACUUCUCCUAUGACUCCACGUGAUGGAAUUUCGGGUGCAUUUUCUGCCGAUUGGGAAGACACAGCAGUAGCAUCGCCCUAUCAAUUGGGGAAGACAUGUGGGAUUCUCGAUUCAACCCCAGUGCAGCGUAGAGCGCAAAUUGGACAUCAUCCAGACUUGCAAAGUCUCCUCACAUCUCUUGACUUGGAGCACUAUAUAAACACCUUCGUCACCAAUGAGAUUGAUCUUGAGACAUUCUCCACACUCACAGAGGAAGAUCUUACAACGCUGGGUAUUACGGCUUUUGGGGCACGCAAGAAGCUCCUCAUGGCAAUUACUGGCUUGGCAGUUUCGGCAAAUUCCCUUACGCCACAUCGCCCAAAAUUCUCCGGAUCAGCAGCUCCUGGUGCUGAGAGACGUACGUCCAAUGGUGUGUAAGAAGACUCUUUUCUUUUCUUUGGCAUUAGAUUCUUCAUCUUAAAGUCCCUUCAUCUACCUAUAUUUAAGAGGAAUUGUAAUGCAAUUGCAUCCAAUUGACUGGCAUUCAAUUGGAUUUCCUUCACAUUGCAUAAAUGCCAAAAUUUUGAGGAAAAAAAUUUUCAAUUGUUAAGAAAAGUAGAAUAAUUUAUCCAGUGAGGCUCCACCAAUCCAUCUAUGAUUAUCAUUGAGAAAAAAGAUUUGUCUAUUAGUCUCAAAUAUUUGUGACGGCCUGUGGUGCCAUUUAAAUUUAAUCUUUCACUGUACAUCUCGACCGUACUUUACCAUUAAUUCUUGUUUAUGUGUUUUUUUGCAAUAUUUAUAAUUAUUACAUUUGCAUUUAUAUUCUAAUUAAUUCACAUAAAUCUAAUUUAUCUUUUUUUAGAAGAAGAAAAAAAUUAUCUCAUUCGAAAAUCUAUAUACAAAAUUUAAAAUAAUUAUUAGUUUAUAACAUAAAACAUAGGCAUAAUAAGUUGAUUUAUGUAUCUCCAAAAAUAUUUAUCUGAUACUCUUGCAUGAGGUUUUGUUUAUGAUUUUGAUUGUGGUUCUUCUUUUUUGCAAAAAGAUAAGAGAAAAGAACUGAUUUGCUGUUCUUUUCUAUAGCGUGAGCAUCACAAGUAAAAAAAACUAAUAUUUUCAUCUAGAAAAUUCACCACGUCAUAAAUCAUAUUGUUAUUAAUUUUUAGUUUAGAAAUAACUCCAAAAAUAUAUAUUCAAAAUUUUAUUUUUAGUCAUACAAUAAGUUAAUGGAGAGAUAAAAAAAUGAAAGAUAAUUUUCACAAAUUAAAUAAUAAUUUUGUUAAACUUUAUAGAGAGCGUGUGUUGAAAAAUUUAUGUAUAUUGACCUGUGAUGAUUCAAUAUCAGUAUUUUUAUGAGAAUUUUCUCACAAAAAAAAACAUACAACGAAACACACCAAUUAAUAAAAUUAAAACAUAAAUCAAUACAAUUAACAACAAUAGAAAAGAAAACGAAACAUAAGCAAAUGCUAAGAAAAUCCCAGUUUAGUUUAAAAUAAAGAUGAUUCCCUCUUUUUUUUAUAUAUUAAAAAAUAAUAUAAAUUUAAUAACGGUUAUACUGAUUAUAAAUGCAAUAAUGGCUCAAAUGCAUGAAAAGUUGUAAUAUCUUUUUUUCAAAAUGAUUAUAAAAAUUAAAAAAAAAUACAUGCUUAUAAAAGAAA